AAACAAAUAACAAGUACAUGUGAUUUAUAUCGGCAUGGUGCCAAAAAGUUAUCAAUUCAUCGUCUAGUCUUAAACAAUUGUUAGGGUUCCAAUUAAACAUAUCAUGUGGUCCAAUCGAUUUAUCCAAUUAUCAAAAUAUGCCGUGGUGAGCACUAUGGCCAUUGGUGUUGGUUAUCGAAUAGGGCAAUCCAAUGGCCAUGAAAGUGCUGAUCCUUGGUCAGUGCUCAAGGAUCUCAAGGCCAAACCAGGUUUGCCCAUAUUUGGCUCAGUGUCUGCUGCCACAGCCAUAUCUCGAGACUUGGCACCCGUACAAACCCCAGCCGAGGUGGCUAUUCCUCAAAAAGAUGUAGGAAUUCCUUCGGAACCAUUGCCGGGACAAAGUCGUAUUAUGGAGAUCAUGCGAUUUGGAUUCCCAGGAUUGGAUAAUAUCCGGUCACAUAGGGAUUAUGUUGUCAGCUACGACCGAAGGAGCCGCUUGGCCCAUUGGGUGUUUGAGCAUUUGACGCGGGAAUCGGUGAAGAGAAAUGACCAAGUUGAUCGCCAGAAAUCCGAAUUCAAGGAGGAUCUCUCCAUUCAUCCGUUUUUUAGAUCCUCUAAUCAAGACUACAAGUAUAGCGGAUUUGAUAGAGGUCACUUGGCUGCUGCCGGGAAUCAUCGUCAAAAUCAAGAUGUUUGCAAUGAGACAUUUCUUUUGAGCAACAUGGCACCUCAGGUUGGAGUGGGCUUUAACAGAGAUAAAUGGGAACAUCUAGAGCGCUAUGUCAGAAAUCUCACCAAGUUGUAUCGGAACGUCUACGUUUGCACAGGACCGUUAUAUCUUCCCAAACCAGGGCCCGACGGAAAAAACUAUGUCAGAUAUCAGGUCAUUGGCGCGAACAACGUGGCUGUUCCAACUCACUUCUUCAAAGUGAUUGUUGGCGAGAUGGAGAAUCGUGACCUCGAAAUGGAGGCCUACGUCCUACCCAAUGAAGCCAUUCCAGAUGAUGUCCCGCUGGCCUCAUUUCAAGUGCCCCCUGAUUCCGUGGAACGAGCCGCAGGAUUACUGUUUUUUGACCGAAUUGCCCGCAACCAAUUGAAGAAAAUCAACGGCAAAAAGAUUGGAUGGCUUUAGCAAUGAUUACGUCACAAUCAUGAUUUAUACCCUAAAUAAAUGACCUUACAAUUCGUGAUACUA
This is a messenger RNA of Tigriopus californicus, 1174 nucleotides long. Its product is annotated as endonuclease G, mitochondrial-like. Gene Ontology annotation, cellular component: nucleus; mitochondrial inner membrane. The coding region runs from base 104 to 1111 and encodes 335 amino acids. The transcript has 6 exons. Gene Ontology annotation, molecular function: single-stranded DNA endonuclease activity; RNA endonuclease activity; metal ion binding. Gene Ontology annotation, biological process: apoptotic DNA fragmentation. The record is from RefSeq and is a predicted model, not a curated record. Lineage: Eukaryota; Metazoa; Arthropoda; Copepoda; Harpacticoida; Harpacticidae.